CACCAAAUAAUCAUGGCGCCGGCCAAAAGACGCAACGUGAUUUCGGCGAAAACAUCAGAACAAAGUGGAAAAAGAGCUAAAAUUGACCUUAAUACCAAAGUUGAAAAUGUACUUGAGAGUAGAAAAAAUGCCAACGACGUUUUCGACAUCCUCGAGUUCCUUGAGUCAGAAAAAGAGAAAGAUGUUGUCAAUGCCGCCAAUGCCUGCAGCAAAUUGUUCUGCACCUUGUUGGAGAAGAAAGAGCUGUUUUUGGGGAAACUGCCUGGAGAGGAGGAGGAGGAGGAGGAGGUGGCGGCGGCGUUGAGUGGUGGGUUGAGUGCUGAAGAGAAGUACCGCAUGUUCAUGCGACACCGAUACAACAGCUGUGUGGAGAUGCUGCUUGAGCACCUCAACCAUGAGCUUCAUGAUGUGAAGGAGAGUGCUCUGUGCUGCCUCAUGAAGUUUGCUGCAGGAGAAGGACAUCAUCCACUCCAGGACUUAGACUGGAGUGAACACUACAGCUUCCCCAGAGAACUCAUCCAGGCAGUGGUGGACAGACUGCUGACCAAAACAACAGACAACUACUUGCUGAUCUCCAGGUUCUUCGAGUUCCUUGAGAUGGAGGACGUACGCUAUUAUGUCAUGAGUUCCAUCCGUGAGAAUGUGGCCAAAGUCAUGAACAAAAACAAAGGGGCGUUGGUGCCUGUGUAUCAGAACAACGUUUUCACCCUCAUGUCCAACAUCGGCAUGCCAAGCCAGGAGUCGGAGCUCACCAACUUCAUGAUCAAACAGGAAGCCAAGCACGAGGACUGGAAAGCUGCUAAGCUGAAUGAACACAAGCGUGCCUUUGAGAGGAUGUGGCUGGGCUUUCUCAAGUAUAAGCUGCCAAGCAGCAUGUAUAAAAAGAUCUUGGUGAUCCUCCAUGUCUCCAUUUUGCCCAACUUGAGUAAACCCACACUGAUGAUCGACUUCUUGACCGCGGCCUAUGAAGUCGGUGGGGCUAUCAGCCUGCUGGCCCUCAAUGGGCUUUUUGUCCUCAUACAUCAACACAACCUAGAUUACCCGGAUUUCUACAAGAAGUUGUAUAAUCUGCUUGAGCCUUCUGUUUUCCAUGUUAAGUACAGAGCGCGCUUUUUCCACCUAGCUAACCUCUUCCUUAGCUCCAGCCACUUGCCAGUGUACCUCGUGGCUGCGUUUGCCAAACGCCUGGCUCGCCUGGCUCUCACAGCGCCGCCUACAGCCCUCCUCAUAGUGCUGCCCUUCAUCUACAACCUGAUCCGGCGCCACCCGUCCUGCAGAGUCCUUAUUCACAAGCCCAGCACACAGGAUGAGCCCGUGGAGGACCCGUAUCUAAUGGACGAAGAGGAUCCUGCCCAGUGCCGUGCCUUAGAGAGCAGCUUGUGGGAGAUUAAGACACUGCAGAAGCAUUACCAUCCAGAUGUGGCCAAAGCUGCUGGGUCCAUCAACACACCUCUGUCAGGAAAAGAGGAGGACAUCAACGAGGUGCUGGAGAUAACAACAUAUGAGCUGAUGGAGAGAGACCUGAAGAAAUCUCAGAUCAAGACUGUCCCUCUGGAGUUUGAAACAGCCACACAGUUACUAAAAGGAGGGGGAGAUGUGUUAGGACAGCACUUCUGUCUGGAUUAAAACAAGAAAAAAUGAGCGACCUGCAUUCUUACACGCUAUACAAAUCUGGGACCAGUUCAUCUGUCAAGGUGACCGUUUAUAGCCGUUUGGCCCGGACAGGAAGUGAGAACAAACUUCUCUUUGAGACCAGCAGCAAGAACAACAUACAUGCGUUCAACCUGGAGUUGUGUUUUUGAUGUUUUUCUCCAUGACUAUUGAUGUCUUUGAUGUGUAACUAUCGUGUAUCAGUAAAAUCAUGGUGAAUAAAUCUCUUGGUUUGUA
Messenger RNA from Anarrhichthys ocellatus (wolf-eel), 1887 nucleotides. It is a transcript of the gene noc4l, whose product is annotated as nucleolar complex associated 4 homolog. Gene Ontology annotation, cellular component: Noc4p-Nop14p complex; nucleolus; small-subunit processome. Gene Ontology annotation, biological process: ribosome biogenesis. The transcript is spliced from 15 exons. The coding region runs from base 13 to 1626 and encodes 537 amino acids. The record is from RefSeq and is a predicted model, not a curated record. Lineage: Eukaryota; Metazoa; Chordata; Actinopteri; Perciformes; Anarhichadidae.